AUGCCUCUCCUCCUUCUCUCCGUUGUCAUCUCUUACGAUAUCGCUUGCCAGUGGAAAAUCAACCUUACAAAGAGAAUGGAUGACCUUCCAGAACACCCUCAGAUUUUGGCAGCUGUCGCUCUUGCGGCAUUUAUGUUUGGAAUCCCUAAGUUUCACUGUCCUGCACAUGAGGAAAAAUGUGCAAUCCCACAUUCGUUGAACCUCAUGCCAGGCGUAGGACGGACUGAUGGUGAGGGAAUUGAGCGCAAUUGGGCAGAGAUGAAUCAUGUUGCGAACAGCACGAAAGAAAUGGGCCCCGGUUCUCGACACAAUGUCCUCAACGACCAUUUCGGAUAUCACAACUGGAGUAAAUAUACUGGACUAGGACUCUCGCUACGGAGAAAACUUCUGAAUGCCGUCAAGGAGCACGCUCGUCACCAGUCCUUUUUGCGUGACUUUGAUGAAGUGAUUGGUGAUAUCCAUCGAGGAGAAUGGACUGCAAUGAUCAAGGCUUGGGAAUGCGAUAAAUCAAAUCCAAACCUAUACGUGCUCAGCAGAAUUAAUCUUUCAGAGGCUCAAGUACGUAUUAAUCUUGCAGAUGAGGAGAAGAUUGCUAUCAGUAAUGGGCAUGUACUUCCGCAUGAAGCGACUCCCAGUUCCUUCAUGAAUAUGGCCCUGGUUCUUGAAGAUGCUCAGUAAGUUUUACUCCUGUAAUAGUAUGAGACUCCCUUCUGAUCAUUGUC
Messenger RNA from Suillus fuscotomentosus, 722 nucleotides. RefSeq lists its product as uncharacterized. The record is from RefSeq and is a predicted model, not a curated record. Lineage: Eukaryota; Fungi; Basidiomycota; Agaricomycetes; Boletales; Suillaceae. Bases 1 to 678 code for a protein of 225 amino acids. The transcript has 3 exons.